Messenger RNA from Selaginella moellendorffii, 2129 nucleotides. Its product is annotated as pentatricopeptide repeat-containing protein At4g02750-like. Bases 195 to 1796 code for a protein of 533 amino acids. Gene Ontology annotation, molecular function: protein binding; RNA binding. The transcript has a single exon. Lineage: Eukaryota; Viridiplantae; Streptophyta; Lycopodiopsida; Selaginellales; Selaginellaceae. Gene Ontology annotation, biological process: RNA modification. The record is from RefSeq and is a predicted model, not a curated record.
GCAGUCCGCGUGUCGUGGAACUUCCUCACCCUCUUCGGUUUUUAGACGCUGUGCUCGGACCAGCUCGCAGGGGCGAACGUUGGCAUCGACAUUCUCAUGGUCAACACUGGAUUGGUCUCCUAACCGCUGCUUCAAGCUUUCCAUACCCAUGGCGCUAAGGAACUCAAGAGUUGGAAGCCCCCGAAUCGCAGUCAAUGGGUGAUGACCAAUCGCGAAAAGAGCAGCGAUACCUCGCAAAUCUCGUGCGACGAUGUGGCAAUCACAGGGAAGCGCGGGGGAUCCACGAUCUCAUCCUGGCGAGCAAGCACCGGCAAUGCACAUUCUUGUGCAAUCUCUUGCUAUCACUGUAUGCCCGGUUUGGGCAUCUUGUCGAGGCGAUCAAGGUCUUUCACUCGAUCCAGGACCCCAAUGUCUUCUCCUGGAAUAUCCUAUUACGCGUCUUGUGCGAAGACAGCCGGGUUGCCGAGGCGAGGAAAACCUUCGAUUCUCUUGAGGAGAGGGACGUUGUGACCUGGACGACAAUGGUGAGCGCAUAUGCCCGCAUUGGGCAUAUUGACGAGGCAAAGUUUCUCUUCACGAGAAUGCCGCGGCGCAACGAGGUCUCGUGGAACGCCAUGCUCGCAUGCUACAACCGCUGCGAGGAUUUCAUCGCUUGCCGGGGAUUCUUCGAUGUGAUGCCCGCCUGGGAUCUCGUCGCCAUGAACUCGAUCAUCACUGCCACUGCUCACGACGUCCAGGCAGUGAAGGAGCUCUUCGAUGUAAUGCCGGAGCGCGAUGCGAUCUCCUGGACGGUGCUCUUUGAGGGCUUCGCUCGGAGCCGAGACGUGGACCACGCCACCCAAGUCUUUCUUCGGAUGCCACAGCGCGAUGUUGUGUCAUGCACGAACAUGUUUCGUCUCUACGUGUUCUACGAGCGCCGCGAUCUUGCCGUGGAGACCUUUGAGAGCAUGCCCGAAAGGGACACAGUGGCUUGGAACGCAAUGCUUGGACUCCAUAGCGAUCUGGAGCAAGCGACUGCGUUGUUCGCCCGGAUACCCAUCAAAGAUAUGUCAUCCUGGACGACGAUGUCACAGAUUAGAGCGCAGCUUGGAAGCUUAGAUCAGUCCAGAGAAAUGUUUGAUCGUGUGCCGCAGCGGGAUCUUACCUCCUGGAACGCCAUGAUUUGCGCGUAUGCUCAGAUUGGGCAUAUCCAGGAAGCGAGGAGGCUCUUCAGCCAGAUGCCCGAGAAGACGUCCGUGGCAUGGACGGCACUCUUUGGCGCCGCGGUGAAAUCUGGAGGAAUGAGCGAAGCGCGAGAGAUGUUCUUUCAUAUGGAAAUGCCCCGCGAUUCGGCUGCUUGGAACGCAAUCCUCCCCGCAUUUGCCGAUCAUCCGGGAGAUCCAGAAUGCGGCGCCGAGAGGAUCUUCGGGAUGCUGGCAGCGAUGCUCCUCGAGGGCCACACACCCAACGAGGCAUCGUUCGUGGCGGUGCUUAGCGUGUGCGCGGACGGAGGCCUGGUGAGCGAUUCGAUCGAGUGUUUUGCGUCCAUGGUGGCGGAUCAUGGCGUGAAGCCCGUCAAGGACCACUACAGCAGCGUUGUGGAUGUUCUCGCGAGGGCUGGAAGGCUGGAGGACGCUGAGGAGCUCAUCCACGCCAUGCCAUUCUUUCCAGAUCACAUCUCCUGGGCUUCGUUCCUCGCGGCUUGCAAGGUCCACGCCGCAGUGGAUCAAGGCGCUCGAGCAGCGCACAACAUGAUCCACCUCAAGAGCCACGACUCCGCUCCAUACGCCCUCCUGGCCAGCACCUACACGGUCUAGCAGCACUUCCACAAAUCUUGAAGUAAAGAAGCUCAAGGCAUAAGAUCCCUCCGUGAAAAUCGAUGGGCUUCGCCAACUAUACAAAGAGCUUCUCGUGUGGUGUCAGCGAAGCCGCCACAACAGCGCUUGACAACGAGGAAGAAACCAUUGAUUCGUCAGCGAUCUUGGAAAGCCUGUUGGAAUUUUCCUAAGAAACUUUCACGUACGAGUAAUAAACUUUUGUACCAGAGAGACAAUGCUGGAUGAAACCGAUGGUGUUGUGUUUGUGUUGUUCUAAAGAUCCUGGCGAGUUUGCAACCUUUCGGUGGCAAUUACACAAUCGAGCUAUCCUCA